Molecule: messenger RNA, 2197 nt
Organism: Phodopus roborovskii (desert hamster)
Lineage: Eukaryota; Metazoa; Chordata; Mammalia; Rodentia; Cricetidae
Product: beta-galactosidase-1-like protein 2
Exons: 19
Coding region: 245-2197 (650 amino acids)
Biological process (GO): carbohydrate metabolic process
Cellular component (GO): vacuole
Molecular function (GO): beta-galactosidase activity
Source: RefSeq, a predicted model, not a curated record
ACACCAAAGUGUAUAUGGUGCCUGAGAACCUAGCUAUGUAGCCAGCAAUUUCUGUGAAGUUACUCCAGCCAGCAGCCUUGUCUUCAAGAUGCUGUCCUGAUUCCAGCUAACACAAAGCCCAGGAACAAAUUUUGCUUUCCCAAUAGGCUACCGUCUCCCUUCUUCAAGGAAGGCUCCUUUCAGCCCCCUAGCUACUUCUUUCCUCUACCCCUAUUUCUGACCCCUCUGUUCUAUCCUAUUUAGUAUGUGGACCUUCCUGGGGAGACCUGAAUGCAUCCUGUACUUGUCUUCUGCCUUAUCCGUAAUGGCUCUGAUCAACCGUGACCAGUUACCCAGGCUUAAUCAAAGUCACUUGACUCCUUUGAUGCUGGUGACUCGAAGGGUAGGUUUGAAGGUUGAGGGGUCACAAUUCACACUAGAAGGUUUCCCAUUCCGGAUCAUAUCUGGCACUAUAGACUACUUCCGGAUAUUUAGGCAACACUGGAGAAUCAGCUUGCGGAAGAUGUAUGCCGGUGGCUUCAACACCCUUACCACGCAUGUUCCUUGGAAUCUCCAUGAGCCAGGAGUGGGCCAGUUUCACUUCACUGAAAACUUGGACCUCAUAGCUUUUAUCACUAUGGCUUCAGAGGAGGGACUCUGGGUCAUUCUGUGUCCAGGUCCCUACAUUGGCAGUGACUUAGAUCUGGGAGGCUUGCCCAGCUGGUUACUCAAGGAUCCAAAAAUGAAGCUGCGGACAACUUACAAGGGAUUCACUAGAGCAAUGAAUCGGUAUUUUGAUCAUCUGGUUCCCAAGAUAGCACAGUUCCAGUAUGGAAAAGGAGGGCCUAUCAUUGCCGUGCAAAUUGAGAAUGAGUAUGGCUCCUACUAUAUGGAUAAAAAAUAUAUGGCAUAUGUAAAAACGGCUUUAGUGUCAAGAGGAAUCAGCGAGCUGCUCAUGACGGCAGAUGAUGGUCUGAACCUGAGAAAGGGUCACUUAAAAAACGUGCUGGCCACUGUCCACAUGAAGAAUAUAAAGAGAGAAACAUAUGAAGAGCUCAAAUCCAUUCAAGGUAGAAGCCCUAUACUGAUGAUGGUAUAUACAGCAAAGUCCUUCGACACGUGGGGGGCUCUCCGCAACUUUGGAGAUCCACAAAUGCUGAUGAAGGACGUGAAAGAGAUGUUUCCCCUUGGGUUCUCCUUCAACUUCUACAUGUUCCAUGGCGGCACUAACUUUGGCUUUAUAGGUGGAGCUCAGUCUUCAAAUGGUUAUCUUCCUGUAGUAACCAGCUAUGACUACUGUGCACUGCUGACAGAGUCUGGCGCAUACACACCUGAGUACCGGGUGUUCCAAGAGUUUUUUCACUUUGUUACAGAUGCUCCCACAAUCAUUCCACCAAAAUUUGCACGGAUGGUUGCCUAUACACCAUUAACAGUCUUAUAUUUCAUGACCCUGUGGGAAGUCCUGCCCCAUCUGGAGGAGCCAAUGAAGUCUGGCAAGCCAAUCUCCAUGGAGCAGCUGCCUUUGAACCAAGGGAAUGGCCAGUCCUUUGGGUACACGCUUUAUGAGACUACCAUUGUCAGAGGAGGCCUCCUCACCUCAAAAGGUCAUAUUCAAGACCGAGGGCAGGUGUUUUUGGAUAACAACUACAUAGGAGUCCUGGAUCAUUACAACGAUGAACUACUUAUUGUGAAAAAUACCUCCAAGAAAGGCCAGAGCCUGAGAAUACUGGUGGAGAACCAAGGCCGCCUCAGUUCCGGGCAGGAUAUCAACAAGGAGAGAAAAGGUUUAACUGGAGACAUUUAUCUGAACAAGACUCCACUAAGAAAAUUUACAAUCUACAGCCUGGAAAUGAAAAAUGCAUUCAUACAAACGAAACUCCCUAAGUUGCCUGAGUCCUGGAAAACAGUGACAGGCCAUGUUCUGGGCCCUGCCUUUUUCCUCAGUCACUUGAGAGUUGGAGAUCCUCCCCAGGGCACCUAUAUAAAAGUGAAGGGCUGGGGAAAGGGUGUCAUUUUCAUCAAUGGACAAAUCCUAGGACGAUACUGGACUAUCGGUCCCCAGGAAGCCCUCUAUGUUCCCCACCCCUGGCUUCAUCCUGGUGUUAAUGAGAUCAUGAUGUUUGAGGAGUUGAAAGGUAGCCAAAAGAUUUACUUCAGUGAAAAGCCUGAACUAGGUAUGACAUUCCAAAGGGUCAUUUCAGCUUCUGAGCACUUAUAA